ACGCGUGUCCUGUCUCUCGUCUGUAUUCGCUUUCAUCCACACUCAGUCUCGAUACAUUCUAACCGAACUUGAUGUCAAUAUAGCCCCACUCGCAUUCCUUUCAUGCUCAGGUGCAUGUUUCCUCAAUUGUAGUUCUCGCCAUACCGGCUCCUGGUCUAUAAGUGCACAGCUCAUCGUCAUCUUACGAGUGAGCUCUUUGCGGAUUCCGCGUAUGCCCGCACAUUCGCGCGCUAACGCUGUCUAGUUGUGCGUACGGUUUUUCACAUAACGCCAACAGUGGAGGUAGGCUCGACUUGUACAAAUUCAAUUAUCACAAACAGGGUUUCGCUGCCGCACGACCUUCCUCUGCUGCCUGCCACCGACGAUAGGUUCCCGUUCGCACUCUCUUGUUUACUCAGCCGCAUGAUUCACUCGUACCCUUGAAUUUGUCAGAACUGCCGAGAGCUUGACUUUUACGGGCUUGACUCCGUUUCCUCGCCAUCGCUUUAAUUAUAGACUUAGCGUUAGGGCUGUAACUUCGCCUCCGGCCUACACACUUGAGCAAUGCACACGACUCCACCUCUGGAUCCCUGGUCUCCAACCACAUAGCAUAGCAGACUACGCGCGCCCUACCCCCCCUCUCUCGCCUUAUCUCCUCGCCACUCAACAGAAGAAACCGUUCGGUUUGGGCCAUUCACCCGCAGAACUGACUCUGACAACCGCUCAGGGUGUCUAGAUCUGUUUUUUGUGCGUUUUUGUCACUUCCCUGCAUCUUAGUAGCCGUCUUUUUCACACCCUAGCUCUGGGAUUCCUCCUACAGCAGCCACAUUGUACGGUACGGCGAUUUCAUCGGCUCUGUGGUUGACCACGAACUGCACUACAUCCUACGAUUCUCCGAUGGAGCCAGGUAAGGUCCAGUAUAUAGGCUUUAAUGAAUGGUGUUUUAUUAUAUCAAACGUCCAUACAUUGUCCAUCACAUUAUAAACCUUACCCCAGUGCCUACACCAGAAGCUAUCCCUAUACUGCUCGCUGAAAUAAAUUUGUGUUUUGCCUAAGUAGGCCAACGGGCCGAAGACCACUAGAAGUAGUGACGACUUGUGCGUGGGAGGGAUUCCUACAACGGCGAGUUUACGUUCUUCCCCCCACACCCAUCGUGUUCCAAUGGCAAGAAACUGUAAAAGCAAACGAAAAUGGUUACGGACAUAGCGUUCCUCCUGAUAUAAUGCCCAAGAUGCACGUGCCACUCUGUCCAUUCGCAUGUAAAUUCUAGGGCUUGCAGGGCAAAUUUCAAGAUGUUCAGUUUGGUGGUAACAUUUUCCAUCCUGCCGACAAACGAGAAAAUUUGCGGGUUAGUGUUGUUUGUUUGGUGGGACGAUACAAUCUGCCCUCCAAGGCUUAAAACAGUCUCUGUAUGUGGGGAUUAAAAGUCGCAUGCAUUCAUUGAACCCGAAGGUUUAUUGAUCUACGUAGCUGGUUGUGCUCGAAUAAAAAAGCUGUCCAAUUGAUGAAGUCAAAUGUAGACGGAGGUAAGAGGUUCUGCUUUAUUUGCUGUGUCCAGCCACUCCUGGUCUAAUGAAAGGCUGAGAAGGCUUGACAUAUUAACUCGGGUUCAGUUGAUCUUUACGCGCAGCGUUGCGUUACUGAGCCAUCAGCUCACCUUUCAUUGUCUGCUCUCGGAAGCAUUCAAAGUUGCAUGAGAAUGAACGUCACAGAUACAGUUGCGCUCUACGCCUACUGUAUUCGGACCUGACUUCCAGGUCUCCUCAGUCUGAAUUUUAGGCACAAUUGUUUAGAGACAAAAAAUGUAUCAAAAUUAUAGAAUUGUGCAAUGAUUUACCGUACUAACAACACAGGUAUUAGCUAAAAGCCCAGACACGCGUGUUUCGACGAUCUUAUGCCGCUGUCUGACGCAGAUACGAGGGGUUCGGCUCGUCUGUGGGUUCCCCAGCUUUCCUCGCGUGUUUUCUGGUAUAUGAACUCCAGUUUGAACUUGUCUUGUUUAAUUUCCGAGGAAAUUAAUGCGCGAACUUGGAGUAACUAAUUCGAAACAGACCUUUUCAGGCACGGCUCGAAGUUUGCUUUGAAUAUUUGAGCUGAAAUCCAUCAGCUACUGCGGAAUAACCACUUAAUAUUCACAAACCGUCUGUACAACUCCUUAUCAGCAACCUUGUCUUUCAGUUCUUAUCACACAAUUCGUGUAACGCUAUAACUAAAUAAGAAGCUGCAUUACCUGUGUUUCUACCACCGUGCAAAGUAACACCGCACCCACAGCCUUCCUACCUCGGUCCGGAAUUCAAUGAUUUGAGAAUUUAGGCCCGUGACCCCGACGCUGUUGUACAACACUCGAAACAAGUCGUGUUGUGCUAUGGGCCCUCAUAGGUACGCCCCGACUUAGAGGUAGGGGGUUCGGCUUGACAUUAAUUCACCCUGUUAAAACUAGCUCGGGUCUGCUUUGUCAAGCCAACCAGCCAUCACAGACUAACUGGCUCCCCUCUAAUGUCUCCAUUCCCCCUCAAGAAUUAGAGUCCACGAGACGGCUGUGAAUUGCUUUAAACUCCGAGAGGCCAUCCCCACUGACUGGUCUGGCGACGAGUUCUACGAGGGUACCGUCAUCAGUGGAGACGCUCGUAGUCUUGCUUACCGCGCUCCCGAGGCUAUUGUGCGAUGGAACACCGCUGACUCGAAGUCGACCUCUGGAAAGACCCCCACUGGCGAGGAGGUCGACUUCCUGCCUUUCUUCCUCAACGAAACACCGCGACAUAAUGCUAUUUGGUUGGCUGGUCUUCGCCGUCGCACCAAGGUGGACCUCCUGGUUGAGGAACUGAUUCCUAUAAGAGCAAAGUUCCAUCUGAUGGAAAUGGAGUAG
This is a messenger RNA of Spirometra erinaceieuropaei, 2845 nucleotides long. Lineage: Eukaryota; Metazoa; Platyhelminthes; Cestoda; Diphyllobothriidea; Diphyllobothriidae. The record is from the annotation of a GenBank genome assembly.